Messenger RNA from Lytechinus pictus (painted urchin), 2439 nucleotides. Its product is annotated as high affinity cAMP-specific and IBMX-insensitive 3',5'-cyclic phosphodiesterase 8B-like. Gene Ontology annotation, biological process: signal transduction. The coding region runs from base 37 to 2343 and encodes 768 amino acids. The record is from RefSeq and is a predicted model, not a curated record. Gene Ontology annotation, molecular function: 3',5'-cyclic-nucleotide phosphodiesterase activity. The transcript is spliced from 19 exons. Lineage: Eukaryota; Metazoa; Echinodermata; Echinoidea; Temnopleuroida; Toxopneustidae.
AUACAGGGCUCAGCCAACCAAGUAACACUAGGGCCAAUGAGGCUUUCUCACCCCACUAUGCAAAUCAUGUUGGUGUUUGCGAAAGAGGAUGCUCAAAGCGAUGGUUUCUGGUGGGCUGCGGACAAAGGAGGCUACAAGUGCAACAUUGUGAGGAACCCAACGGAUGCUUUAGAGUGCUUUCUUGAGAAGCAGCAUGACGUCGUCAUCAUUGACAACAGAACCACCAAAGGAUUCAAUGCAGUGGCACUCUGCAGGUCAAUACGGGCUACAAAGCCCAGCGAACACACAAUCAUUGUUGCUGUUACCAAACAGAAUCCAUUAGACAAGGACGAGCCUUCCAUUAUGCCACUCAUUAGCGCUGGAUUCAACAGGAGAUAUGACGAGAAUGCAAACACCGGAGCGUGUCUCAAUGAACUCUUACAGAUUGAGUUUGGCGAAUUCAGGUCACAAUUCAAACUCAAGGCCACAAACUCGUUGUUUGCUGCACUGGAGAACAGCUCAGAUGCCAUCCAGAUCACGAGUGAGAACAGAACAGUGCAGUAUGUCAACCCCGCUUAUGAGAGGAUCUCGGGCUAUACCAACGAUGAGGUCAUAGGUCACGAAAUGGAAGACAUGCCGAGAUGCGACAAGAAUAAAGUAGAACUCAUUGAUGGCAUCUAUUCACAACUCAAGAAGGGGAAGUCAUGGGAAGGAAUGUUGUAUUCUAAAAAGAGAAAUGGAGAAAGUAUUCCACAAAUUGUGUACAUUGCACCAGUAAUUGGCUAUGGAGGGAAAGUACGGCACCAUGUUUUUAAUAAGCGCUUUCCGGCACAACCCACGAAUGGUCCCGCAGUCUUCAGUCAAGAGUUGCAACACAACGUUGAUAAAAUGGGUCAAGAUUUCGCCAAUGGUCACCAAGGACUUAAUAGAAGACAAUCUGUUGCUAGGAUACAUUCCAUGACAAUAGAAGCUCCUAUCACAAAGGUUAUCAACAUCAUCAACACAGCCCAAGAGAACAGUCCUAGCACUGUUGUUCAGGCCUUAGACCGGGUCCUGGACAUCUUAAGGUCCUCAGAACUCUACAACCCAGCUCAGGUCAGGGAAGAUGAUCAGAUUACAACAGACCUCGUCGGAGGACUCAUGGCUGGUCGCAAUGCCAGCAUGACCUCACUCAAAGAGCAUGGAACAUAUGCAGGCAAGAGAAAGCUGUCAGGUCCUGAAGUAGCUCUAUGCAAAAGUGCAGCAUCUAAUAACAGUUCAUCGUCACCUUUCACCCACCUAAGUCAAGCUCCGACUGAAGUUCUCAAGCUUCUAGAAGGAGAUGCAUCCUGGAGCUACCAGAUCCUUGAGGUGGAGAGAAUAACCCAACAUCGGCCUUUAUUAUUCACCGGUCUUAAGGUCUUUUCAAGGUUUGGCGUGUGUAACUUCCUUGGCAUUUCAGAGACUGUACUCAGGAAUUGGUUGCAGGUCAUAGAGAGCAACUACCACAGCAGUAACCCCUACCACAACUCGUCACAUGCUGCAGAUGUGUUGCAAGCAACAGCUUAUUUCCUCGGAAAAGACAAAAUGCAAUCAUGUUUUGAGACGGCAGAUCACGUAGCAGCAUUGAUAGCAGCAGCUGUUCAUGAUGUUGAUCACCCCGGCAAGACAAACUCCUUUCUCUGUAAUGCUGGAAGUGAACUUGCUAUUCUAUACAAUGACACGGCGGUUCUUGAGAGCCAUCAUUCAGCUCUCGCAUUUCAGCUUACAACAAAAGAAGACAGAUGUAAUAUAUUCAAAGAACUGGACAGAGAUGAUUUCCGAGCCCUACGUCAUUCCAUCAUUGAUAUGAUCUUGGCUACAGAGAUGACUAAACACUUUGAGCAUCUCUCUAAGUUUGUGAACUGCAUCAAUAAGCCUGGAGCAAGGGAAGGAGAUGAUUCAUCAUCCAUGCAGAGUGGUGGUAGAAGCACCCCAGACACCAUGACCCUAUCUACCCCAGAGAACAGGGCUCUAGUCAGGCGUAUGCUCAUCAAGUGUGCUGAUGUAGCUAAUCCUACUAGGCCUCUAGAGCUGUGUAAAGAAUGGGCCAGGAGAAUAUCACAAGAAUACUUCAAUCAGACCGAUGAGGAGAAGAGACGAGGUUUACCUGUUGUUAUGCCUGUGUUUGACAGAACUGUGUGCAGUAUUCCCAAAUCACAAAUCUCCUUCAUAGACUACUUCAUCAUGGACAUGUUUGAGGCUUGGGAUUCUUUUGCCGACUGCCCUGAGCUUAUGGAGCAUUUACAGAUCAACUACGUCUACUGGAAAGGGGAGGAAGAGAAGGACAGAGAAAAGAAGAUGAAAGAGAAAGAAAACGAAAAGGGAGACAAUGAAAAAGAAUAAUUUACUUUCAAGGGUACACCUAUAGUGAUUGACUUUCAGCAUUUUUUGUUUAACUUCUCAAAGGUUCUACUAGUACUCAACACAUUUUGAGUAACC